Messenger RNA from Dipodomys spectabilis (banner-tailed kangaroo rat), 2498 nucleotides. It is a transcript of the gene Gtf3c5, whose product is annotated as general transcription factor IIIC subunit 5. The record is from RefSeq and is a predicted model, not a curated record. Gene Ontology annotation, biological process: transcription initiation at RNA polymerase III promoter. NCBI's taxonomy places the organism in Eukaryota, Metazoa, Chordata, Mammalia, Rodentia, Heteromyidae. The coding region runs from base 240 to 1784 and encodes 514 amino acids. The transcript is spliced from 12 exons. Gene Ontology annotation, cellular component: transcription factor TFIIIC complex.
CGCCUUUGUCCAGCCCUCUUCAUUUUAAACGAAAAGUCGAGAACACGGUGUCGUUUACCUCGAGGCCGUGCGGCCUCCUCGGGCGCCUGGUCCCCGGAGGCUUCGAGUCUAGCCGAGCCCAGGGAUUUAGGGCGGACGGGGAGGGGGUCCGGAACGAUUCCUUCGCGGAACCUUUGCGGCGAGGCCUCCGGGGGUGCUCUGAGGGACGGACUGUGGCGGGCCCCGCCAAGCGGGUAGGGAUGGCGGCGAACGACGCGGCGCCGCGGGCCGCGGUGCCGGUGGAGCUGCAGCGGGAGCGACGGCUGGUGUGCGUGGAGUACCCGGGCGCGGUGCGCGACGUGGGGAAGAUGCUGCGCACGCUGGGCGGUGAGGAGAGCGUCUCCCGGAUCUACACAGACCCCACCAAGAGACUGGAGCUGUACUUCCGGCCCAAGGACCCAUACUGCCACCCAGUGUGUGCCAACCGCUUCAGUACCAGCAGCUUACUGCUUCGGAUCAGGAAAAGGACAAGGCGGCGCAGAGGGGAGCAGGCGGCUGAAGCCUGCCCCGAGGCCUCAUUCAACAUGGAGAUCCUUGGCAUCGUCUCCACCAUUUACAAAUUUCAGGGAAUGUCUGACUUCCAGUACUUGGCUGUGCACACGGAAGAGGGUGACAAGCACGUGUCAAUGUAUGACAAGCUGCUUCUGCUCAAGCCCGAGAAGCAGGCCUUCUUCCAGCGGGACGUGCCGCUCUAUAUCCCCCCGCCCAUCUUCUCCCGACUGGACACCCCUGUGGACUACUACUACCGCCCGGAGACACAGCAUCGGGAAGGCUACAACAACCCCACCAUCACAGGGGAAAACCUGAUCGGCCUGAGUAGGGCCCGGCGCCCCCACAAUGCCAUCUUUGUCAACUUUGAGGAUGCUGAGGUCCCUGUGCAGCCUCUGGAGGCCGCGGUGCAGACGUGGAGGAGGGCCUGCACCAACCCCAUAGACCAGAAGGUAGAGGAGGAACUGAGGAAGCUGUUCGACAUCCGUCCCAUCUGGUCACGCAAUGCUGUCAAGGCCAACAUCAGCGUCCACCCUGACAAGCUCAAGAUCCUGCUUCCCUUCAUGGCCUAUUACAUGAUAACAGGCCCCUGGAGAAGUCUGUGGAUCCGGUUUGGCUAUGACCCCCGGACACACUCCGAGGCCAAGAUUUACCAAGUCCUUGACUUCCGAAUCCGCUGUGGAAUGAAAUAUGGCGGCAGCGAGAUGCCUGUCAAGGCAAAGCGCAGCACCUACAACUACAGCCUGCCCAUCACAGUCAAGAAGACGCCCAGCCAGCUUGUCACCAUGCACGACCUGAAGCAGGGCCUGGGCCCGUCGGGGGUGUCUGGCCCACGGAAACAGACCUCCAACAAGUAUAAGCUCAAGGACUCGGUCUAUGUCUUCCGGGAGGGAGCCUUGCCCCCCUAUCGCCAGAUGUUCUACCAGUUAUGCGACUUGAACGUGGAGGGGUUGCAGAAGAUCAUCCACCGCAACGACGGGGAGGAGAGCACGUGCACAGAGCGGGACGGGUGGUGCCUCCCCAAGACCACCGAUGAGCUGAGGGACACCAUGUCGCUCAUGAUCCGCCAGACCAUCCGCUCCAAGAGGCCGGCUCUCUUCUCCAGCCCAGACAAGGCUGACCAUGCAAAAGAGCAGCUGAUGUUUGAAUCCGGGGAGGAGGAGGAGGAGGAAGAGGAAGAGGAAGAGGAGGAAGAUUUCAAGCCCUCGGACGGAAGUGAGAAUGAGAUGGAGACAGAGAUUCUGGACUACGUGUGACAAAGCCCUGGGCCCCAGGCUGAGCGGUCUGUGCUGGUAGUACCUGUGCCCUGCCCCAGUUGGGUGAGAUGAGGAAGCCAGCCCAGUCCAUUUCCAACAACUGUCUCUUCAGCGUUCGCUGGAAACAGACUGAUGGCCCCGCAGCUUGCUGGGAAGAGCCCGAGACUGAGGUCUCUGCCAGCCCUGCUUCCUGGGAGAUCGCCCUGAAAGCUUCCUGCCCUGCCCACAGGAUAGCUCAAGUCAUACUGUUUCCAAAGCCAAUUUCCUCAAGCCAGCCCCAGCCUGCUGAUGAGAUUCCUGGAAAGCCCCCUCUCAAGGCAGGACUGGCAGCCUAAUGAGGAGCCCGGCUUGGAACCAGCUGUGCUGGCAAUUACAGUCCCCUGUCCUGCAGAAAACACUCACACCAGAGGCCAGGGGAGAAGCACUCCCCUCCCCUCCUUUCCAGUCCCCUUCUUGCUAAGACCUCCUGCUGGAGCUGUUGGCCUUGCUCUGGGGAUGUCUCAGCUGUGGCCGCUUCCACUGCUGACAUCCCAUCUUCCUGGUCCCUGGACAAAUCUGAGGCAGGUGCUGGGGCAGGGCCCCCUCCCAGGCCCUACUCUGCCGAGCCCAGCCAGCCCAUGCUGCCUUAGGUCUGACUAGAAGAGCUUCCUGAAGUCUACGCAAAUUCCAAAAAAAUGGCAAUUCUCUUUUUAAAUAAAGGUGGUUUAUUAUGAA